This is a messenger RNA of Sinocyclocheilus rhinocerous, 4679 nucleotides long. RefSeq names its product calsyntenin-2-like. Gene Ontology annotation, molecular function: calcium ion binding. Gene Ontology annotation, biological process: positive regulation of synaptic transmission; positive regulation of synapse assembly; homophilic cell-cell adhesion. The record is from RefSeq and is a predicted model, not a curated record. Bases 161 to 3004 code for a protein of 947 amino acids. Gene Ontology annotation, cellular component: postsynaptic membrane; cell surface. The transcript is spliced from 17 exons. Lineage: Eukaryota; Metazoa; Chordata; Actinopteri; Cypriniformes; Cyprinidae.
ACCUCGUGCGCUCGGACCGCGUCUCGCGCAGCUGGGAGUUCACUAGCGAGACUUCAGUUCACCGUCGUUCAAGGACAGAUAAAACCAAAGAGUGGUGUUUUUUCAGAUUAACAGAGGAAGAAUUAGGUCAUCGCGUUCUGGUCGAAGUGUUGGGCUCAUCAUGAAGAUGUGCGUGAUAACAGCGAUGCUUUUCCUGGUGCUCUCCGGGCAGUGCGGCAUCCUGGCUGGGAAAGUGAAUAAGCACAAACCAUGGAUCGAGACGUCCUACCAUGGUGUCAUCACCGAGAACAUGGACACUGUACUGCUCGACCCUCCUCUGGUCGCACUGGACAAAGACGCCCCUGUCCCUUAUGCAGGAGAGAUCUGUGCAUUUAAAAUUCAUGGGCAGGAGGCCCCAUUUGAGGCUGAGGUGUUGAACAGGACAUCUGGUGAAGGUGUGCUGAGGGCCCGGGGUCCCAUAGACUGCGAGCAGCAGAAGGAGUACACCUUCAUCAUCCAGGCCUACGACUGUGGAGCCAGCCCAAGUGGAGCCAACUGGAAAAAGAGCCACAAGGCGGUGGUUCAUAUCCAGGUGGAUGAUGUAAAUGAGUUCUCCCCAGUGUUCAGGGAGCCUUUAUACCGUGCCACUGUUACUGAGGGCAAGAUCUAUGACAGCAUUCUGCAAGUUGAGGCCUGGGAUCAGGACUGCUCUCCGCAGUACAGCCAAAUCUGCAACUAUGAGAUCGUUACACAGGAUACACCUUUUGCUAUUGAUCGAAAUGGCAACAUCAGGAACACGGAGCGACUGAGCUAUGACAAACAGCAGCACUACAAAAUCAUGGUGACCGCUUACGAUUGUGGCCAGAAAAGGGCGACAGAAAGUGUCUCUGUUCACACUGACGUCAAACCAGUGUGCAAGCCUGGCUGGCAGGGUUGGAACAAGCGUGUGGAUUAUGAACCUGGAACAGGCAGCAAGCAGCUCUUUUCCAAGAUGCACCUGGAGACCUGUGAUGGCCCUUUAUCUUCAGUGCGAGCCAUGGUGGAACUACAGACCAGCCAUAUUGGGAAGGGCUGUGACAGAGAGACCUAUUCUGAGAAGUCUCUGCAAAAGCUCUGCGGUAAAGACAACUUCAGCAAAAAUCUUUUAUCAGCCCCAAAUGUGGGAAUCUCGUCCACCAAUUGGACGGCUUCCUUGCUGACAGACAACGGUCGAGACAGUGACCUCAUCUUCAGAUUUGAUGGACGACAGGCGGCCAAUAUCCCAGAGUGGGUCGUGCCACAGAACCUGACAGAUCAGUUUACCAUAGCAACAUGGAUGAAGCACGGGCCAAGUCCUGGACUGAGAGCCGAGAAGGAGACAUUGCUGUGUAAUUCUGAUAAAACUGAGAUGAACAGGCAUCAUUACUCUUUGUAUGUCCAUAACUGCCGUCUGGUGUUUCUUCUGAGGCGAGACUUUAUUCAGCUGGACUCCUUCAGGCCGGCAGAGUUCCACUGGAGACUGGAACAGAUCUGUGAUAAAGAGUGGCAUUACUACGUCAUCAAUGUGGAGUUUCCUUCAGUGACGCUUUUCGUAGACGGAGUGACAUACGAACCCUACCUUGUGACGGACGACUGGCCUAUCCACCCCUCUGAGAUCGACGUACAGCUAACCGUAGGUGCCUGCUGGCAAGGAGGAGAGGUGACCACUCCAAGGUUCACACAGUAUUUCCGGGGAAGCCUCUCAGGCUUGACUAUCCGACCUGGGAAGAUUGCAACUCAAAAGGUGAUCUCCUGCCUACAGGCUUGCAAGGAAGGCCUGGACAUCAGCUCGCUUGAGAGUCUGGGAAAAGGCAUAAAGUUCCACUUCAACCCGGCUCAGUCAGUGCUGGUCAUGGAGGCAGAUGACUUGGAGAGCAUCAACACAGCCAUGACAAAAGUUUCCUACAUCAACUCUCGGCAGUUUCCCACUCCCGGUCUGCGCAAACUCCACAUAACCACUACAGUCCAGUGUUUUGGUGAAGAUACGUGCAUCUCCAUUCCUGACAUCAAAGCGAUGGUGAUGGUGCUGCCGCCCAGUGAACCUCGGAUCACCAUUGCUGGAGUGGAGCGGCUGGUUUGGCCCGCGGCUCAGCUCCGGGCCCCUGUCGGGGUGGACCUGUUCAAGGACAUACACAUCAUUAGUACCGUCACCAAGACUGACGCCACCCUCAGCAUAGUCCGGAGGCCUGGUGUGCUGGAGUUGAUGCAUAACCUGGAUUAUUGUGAUGUGCUGGUGAUCGGAGAGGAGCUGGAACCGGAGCGGGAAAGUCUGGAGAUCCACCACAGCUCUCUCUUGGGCAAACAUCUGGAUGCCACCAACUCUACCUCUGGCAUCUCCAUCUACGGUGUGGACUCCAUGGCGCAUUAUGAACAGGCCAUCAGGCAGGUGAGAUACCGUAACUGGAAGCCUGGCGGUCUGUCUGAGAGAAGGUUCCGGCUCAGUUGCUCUGAACUGAAUGGACGCUACACAAGCAAUGAGUUCAACUUUGAGAUUGGAAUAGUGCGCAGCUCAGAGGCCGUGGAGCAUGUCAAUCACAUGGCUGUCCAAUCCCAGUUCAUGAGACCGGUGCAUCAUCCACUGGUGGUUCAUACUGUCAACUCUGAUCACAUCUCAGGUACCCCUCCUGCUGCGACUGUGGUAAUUGUAAUGUGCAUUGCCACUCUGGUGGUCAUUGUGGUCUUGGGCAUCUACCGCAUCCACACCACCCACCAGGACGGUUCAAAAGAGGACGAAGAGGGAAGAAAAGAUCCAGAGAUGGACUGGGACAACUCCAAUCUUAACAUCACUGUUAAUCCCAUGGAGGGCAUUGAUGGGGCUCAGAUUGCUGAGGAGGUGAGGGAGGAGGAGCCAGAGAAAGAGGAGGGUGAAGACGAAGAGGAGGAUGAACUGGCAGGAGAGCUCUCUAGUGCUGAAUCUGAGGACAGUGAUGAAGAGGAGGAGGCUAGCAUCCAGAAGGGAAGAGUGAAAGGAAAGCUGGAGUGGGACCCGUCUACGUUACCCUAUUAAAACACACACACACACAUACAUAUGUGCAUACACCUUCACACAAGCAAGAUUCACAUGCAGACAUAGACUUGUGCACACACACAUACAGACGUACACAUGCAUACAUAAAACACUCGCAUUUAAUGCCCUUUCACACUUACAGAAGCCAGAAUUUAUUGCCUGAAAAGCUGUCACACAUCAGCCUGAUUUUGACUCUUUCCUACACCCACAAAAAGCAUCCUGCUGGUCAAUAUUGGGAAUUGCACCCCUCAGUCCUGCAAAGCCUGUAUGUACUUCAGUAGUAUAAAGCUGCAGUGUCUCAAUAGAUCCACAAAAAGUAAAGAUAAUUUGACACAGAUAAUUUGCAAUUAAUUGUGAAUCAACACCCCUGGGAUGUUUUUUAUUUACAUAAACUGUUUUGUUUUUUUUUGUCUGUCGAUUAAUCAGAUUAGAGUCUAACAUCAUGAUGCUUUCUUCCUUUCUGAAAUACUAAACUAAUAUUUGACAGUGUGGCUAUGCCUUCACCAUUUGUUGUCUUCAGAGUAGCAUUGAAUAUUGCAUUGAUUUGCAAUAGUAAAUACCCAAAAGUUGUUUUUUGCAAUGAAAAUAUAUACAAUAAUGAUAUUUUCUUCAUUUGAAAUCUAGCAAAUAGGUUUAUUUUAGAUCCUCAGAGAGAUUUUGAGAUGGUUCUCUUUCAGCAAAAGUUAUAUAGUAAGGAGAUAACAUGAAAAAAAAAAUCAUUUUUUAGUUUUUUUGGGGGGGGGAUUUCUCUGUGGUAAGAUAGGAGGAAGUGUGUCUGUACAUUUUUAUAUGCCUGUCAUCUGUAAAUAGGGAACUGUAGAGUAGUUGAAUGGUGACUCAGAUUCCUCACGUCCUCCUGCAUCCCUCACACAGCCUGUUUGUGUCCACACUUGCUUGCUGAAGAGGAAGUUUCCUCCUCCUCCUCUCUCUGUCUGUGUUCAUCUCUCUUUCAUUGUUCAUGGUGUCCUCACCUCAACUGCGGAUGGGUUCUCCCUCACUUCACCUCAAAUAGAUUUGUCUGAGUCUCUGUAGACAAAGACACUUUUAAACUAUUAAAGGAAAGAAAAUAGAAGAAAAUUGUUCAAUGGUUUUAGCCUGGAGCUAUUUUGGUAUAUUGUGAAGGUCUUUACUAACCUCCCCACAGUGUACAAUUCAAUUAAAUCUUUCAGGAAAAGAAAUGAAAUUGACAUGUAAGUAAACUACAGACAAAAGCAAAAAAAAAAAAAAAAGGCUUUUGACUGUGUUUUGUUUUCAUAUAGAAGAGAGGUUUAUGUAAAACCAGAGCAACUGUAGAUGAUAUUUAAUUUUUUCUCCCCUUGACGUGCAUUUAUGAAUAUGUGCAUUGGGUUUCAUGUAAUGUCUGUUGCAGUGGUUAGGAUUUCUCAUGCCAUCAGCCAAAACGUGCUUGUGAUGUCAGCCUUGUGAGACAUCCCGUUCCCCCUCCGUCCACCUUCCACACCUUUCAGUCCUAUAUUUCACUAGUCCUUUUUACCGUGUGUGUUAUAGAACAGAAACAAAAAAGAAACUUUUAAAAAGAUUGACCCUGUAAAAUCAUGUAAGACUAUUCUUUUGUAUAUGUUUCUCUCCUUUUGUUUUGUAAAGGGUUUUUGUUUAACUUCUUUGAUGGUCACUGCAGCACUUUCUGUACAUUGACCAAUAAAGACUUUCCUUAGAA